Molecule: messenger RNA, 462 nt
Organism: Adineta ricciae
Lineage: Eukaryota; Metazoa; Rotifera; Eurotatoria; Adinetida; Adinetidae
Source: the annotation of a GenBank genome assembly
AUGGCUAUGAUUCAACGUCGAUUAUUGAAAGAAUUCAACGCUGCAAAAGAAAAUUCCGCACAAAUUAAUAAACUAGAACCAAAAGGCAGCGAUAUAUUACAGUUGGAAGCUAAAAUUGUUGGGCCAGAUAAUUCGCCAUAUGCUAAUCAUAUUUUCACGCUUGAUAUUACUAUGCCGACAGAUUUUCCAUUUAAACCGCCUAAAGUUAAAUUCGCGACACCGGUGUAUCAUCCAUCAAUCAAAGAUGAUGGAAGCAUCUGUCUUGAUGUUCUUGGUGAAAAAUGGACACCAAAUCUGUCGAUCGUUACAAUUUUACUUCAAAUAAUCGAGUUACUGGCGGACCCAAGUACUGAAAGCCCCGUUGUGCCAGUCAUAGCGCAACAGAUUUUGAAGGAUCCUCAAGAAUUCUACGAAACAGCACGCAAAUACACGGCCGCGCACGCUCAACCUAUAACGACCUAA